This is a messenger RNA of Rodentolepis nana, 1536 nucleotides long. The record is from the annotation of a GenBank genome assembly. NCBI's taxonomy places the organism in Eukaryota, Metazoa, Platyhelminthes, Cestoda, Cyclophyllidea, Hymenolepididae.
AUGUUCGCCGUGACCGUCGAAUCUCUAUACGAUUGUUUCUAUGUAAUAUCGAAUAAUUCCAGUUCUGACGUUGAUAAACUUAAGGCUUAUCAAAAAAUUUUGCAAGGAAGCAAAAGCGGACCUAAUGAGAAAAAGCUCUCUUCCCAAUUUAUUGGCAGAUUUUUUAAAUUAUUCCAAGCUGAACAAGAAAAUAGCUUUAACUGUCUACUUGAUUUGUGCGAUGAUGAAGAUUCCAAUACUCGCAUUCAGGCUGUUCGUGAUUUCCAGCAAAUUUGUAAAGCCGUGCCUGAAUUUAUUCCUCGCGUUUCAGACGUCUUGGCCCAGCUGGUAAUUGCUGAAAAUGUCUCGGAAUCGAACGGAAUUAAUAAUUCGCUUAAAUCUCUUCUCAUGAUGGAUCCCAGCAGUACUCUCAUAGGUGUUUUUAAUCAAAUUGUGCCCAGUAAAUCAGAAAUUCAACGGAAAAACUUACUGCAAUUUUUAAUGGACUGUUUGAAGGACAUUCCAGAGGAAAAAAUGACUGCAGAAUUGGAAGAAUUUAUUAUAGAACACUUAAAUAAUUUAUUCAGUGAUGCUUCAUUUACUGAAUUCGUUGCUGUUGUUACUAUUAUGUCUUCGCUCAAAUCGCUGUCGACGUUGUUAGGUCGUCAAAAAUUAGUCAACAUGAUUAGCAGUUUCGUCAUGGAGAAAAUGCCUACUUUUGAUCCACAAAGCGUUAAAUCUGUCGAACUUAUUCAACAGGCUGGAAAACAGAUAGUACGACUGCUAUCAAAAAAUGUAUCAGCUGCCAAGUUGCUGAAAUAUAUGCUCGAUAACGUUGUUCCUUCCGUUCUCUCUGUGGAGAAUCCCUUCCAACAACGUGGAAUUCUGCAGCUUUUAACAACUUUCAGUUCUCAUCCGGGUGAUACAUUUACAUCUAUUCCUGAGGAUCGUCGAGUUCAGUUGCUUCAGCCCCUUUACGUGGCACUUUUGACUAGCUUACCGGAACUCUCAACUCUUACUGACGAAGGAGAUGUCCACUUGAAAAUGUCUCUUCCUGCUUUUACUAUUGAGUGCAUUUUGUAUACACUUCUUAAUCUACUCAAAUUUUGCCCCACAUUUCUCAGUGCCUCUGUCCAAAAUGAGAGUGAUGCGGCUUCACAAGAGGGGGCCGCUAGACUGCAUUCUCUGCGCCAUAAAGCCCAAUAUACGGCACGGCUUAUACAAUCCUACAAAACACCGAUUGUUGCCGAACUGCAAGCUUCUUUCCAAGCUGAAGGUGGCUGUUCGGUUAAAACUGCUGAUGAAGUGAGGCGGGCCCUUGCAAACAUUGAGAAGAUGGUUCGCUGCAUUUUUCGCUCAAAAAUCGAAUCUCAUUGUCUGCAUGAUGUAGUUUUAUCGUGGAUAGAACCAUCACCUCCAAAAGCACCGGCUACGUCAUCACCAACGGCGCUAACUGCCGGAGCAAAGCGUCGUACUUCACAACAGCAGGGUACUUCCCAAACGUGGAGUAAACGGGGAAGAUUUCAACAUCUCUACCGCGGUAACAGAAGAAACUGA